AUGUUCAAUCAACAGAACCCCAAAAGUAAGUCGAAAAAGUCAACGCAAAGGAAGGAUGGUGGGCCAUAUUCUGGUACAACUUCUCGCAUCUCUUCUGGCAAUAAAUCUUGUGCCAAGUCUUUAUUUGAAUACAACUUUGACGAAACACUGGAAAUCAAGCAAGAAGUCCUCGAAGAUCCAGAAACAGAAGAAGUUACAAACGAAAAGUGUGAUACAAAAUAUGAGUCAAUAGUUUGCACCGUAGAUAUAAGAGAAGAUAUAUUAGCUGAUCUACAGAGUGCUUCAAAUAACGCAAACAAUUUGGAGAUAAGGUUUACAAAAUCUGCAGUAAGGCAAUAUGGUAGAUCACAUUCUUGCACAUCUACUCAGAUUUCUUCUGGCCAUAAUUCUGAUGCCAAGACUUCCAUUGAAUACGACAUUGACGAAACAAUGGAAAUCAAGGAAGAAAUCGUCGAAGGUAAAUCAAAGACUGGUCUAAAGAAAACAGGAAUUAGAUCAAGAGGGGAAUAUCAGGCAUAUAUUUUAAAGCACCACAUGGCAGUCCAAGAUCUACUGUCUAAGAAUAAUGGAAAGGAUUUUACUUGCAAAAUUGAAUAUGGCAAUGACGAAAAUUUGGAAAUCAAGGAAGAGAUUAUCGAGGAUCAUGAUAUUUAUUCAAGAGGAUACAUAAAACCAAGCUAUAAUCGAAAAUCUCAAAUGAUAUUGUUUAAAAAUCAGGCCAAAAGGAAGACGAAAAUUCAGAAAUCAAAGGUGGAAUCGGAAAAGAAACACAAAUGCGAAAAAUGUGCCCGAGAGUAUAUCCAGAAGAGAAGUUUGAGAGUUCAUCAAAAAUACGAAUGCGGCGUCAUUGCGACAAAUGUUCUCGAACUUACAUUGGACUGAAUGGCUUAAGACAACAUAACCGUUAUGACCAUGCAACAGUCAAACCAGAAUUCAUUUGCGACAUUUGCGGCCACAAAUCGCCUCAAAAAUGCAAUUUGAUAACACAUAUUCGUUCCCGCCAUCUAAAAUAAUUCAUUGUACGAAAGUUUAAUCCAUAGAAGUUUUCUAACAGAGUUGGAAAAACCCUUUUUCGCGUUACCUGAAAUGCUAAUGUACUUAUAAUCCUAUUAUAUUAAUUUUUCUUAGUUUAUUUAUUUACCUUAUUUUUAUACAUGUAAAUUACGUUUCCCAGACGUAGGUUAUCUCAGUAUAUGGUUUCUUUAUUCGGAUAUAAUAUAGGUAUUAGAAUGCAUAGAUUGAUGAAUAAUUUCUUCUGAUUUACUACCGAGUGUAAUCAUUGGUGUAUUUAUUAUCCCAUUAAUUUAAUCUUUCACCCGGUAAAUGCUGUAUAUAUGGAA
Molecule: messenger RNA, 1340 nt
Organism: Belonocnema kinseyi
Lineage: Eukaryota; Metazoa; Arthropoda; Insecta; Hymenoptera; Cynipidae
Exons: 6
Coding region: 1-882 (293 amino acids)
Source: RefSeq, a predicted model, not a curated record